Magnolia sinica is the source of this 729-nucleotide messenger RNA. Its product is annotated as stemmadenine O-acetyltransferase-like. The transcript is spliced from 2 exons. The record is from RefSeq and is a predicted model, not a curated record. NCBI's taxonomy places the organism in Eukaryota, Viridiplantae, Streptophyta, Magnoliopsida, Magnoliales, Magnoliaceae. Bases 1 to 729 code for a protein of 242 amino acids.
AUGAGAGCAUCGACUUUUUCUAAGCCCAAAUCAAGGGUCGAUCGGCUCUUCGAGUUUCUCCAGCAACCAGACGUGGAUGCACUGAACCAGUUCCUCCCUUGUGGCUACGAUUUUGCUAGACCUACCAAGGACAUGCUCUUAGCAAUCCAAUUCACUGUUUUCGAAUGCGGAGGAAUAAGAAGAAGUGAUUGUUCUGACAAAGAGGUUUCUAUUAAUACGCAGAACAUAGCCAAACUUAGAGCUAGAGCCCCGGGGGACUUGCGUCCCACUCGAGUUGAGGCAGCCACAGCUCUCAUCUGGCGGAUUAUCAUGAAGGCUCAACGUAAGCCCGGGACAGUACGGGCAUCCAUACCGUUGCUUCCUGUCAGUUUGCGAAGCAGGAUGGUCCCGCUCUUGCUAGAUCAUUCGUUUGGAAAUCUUUGCGUCGAUGCAGUUUCUUCAUGGGUGUCAGAUGGAGAGUGCAAUGACGACUUGCAGCUUUGCUUAGAGAGGCUGUUGAGGUAUUCGAUAAGAAAAAUCGGCCGUGAGUACAUAGCUGAAUUGCGAGGACGGGACGGGUUGAUAAAGGCAUUUGAGAAAUACUCAAAAUGUAGCAUGGACAUUUGCUGUUUUACCAGUCAUUGUAGGUUCCCGUACUAUGAAGCGGAUUUUGGUUGGGGAAGGCCCAUCUGGAUCAGCAGUGCGAAUAUUCCUUUUAAGAAUCUCAUCAUCUUGAUGGGAAGGAGAUAG